AUGGCCCCACCGUCGCUGCCGCACCUUGAAUCGCCUCGAUGCUCCUCCCCUAAUUCCUUGGCGAUUGUUGUGGCUGGAGGUGCUGAUCCGAUAUUGCCGUCUCCGAUUGCGACAACGGGAGCGGGUGUACGCGGCGGAUCAGGUGAUCCCUUGCAUCACAAAACGUUGCUGACGCCGCCGCCUUCAAUUCCACCUGGAUCGCUGGUCACUCCGGAUGCAGCCCAGCUGUUCCAUCCGGAUGCAAACAUACUUGAUGUGUUUGUCCCCAGGGUGCAGCAAACAUUUGAUACAAAAGAAGAAGCCUACCUCUUUUACCUUGACUAUGCAAAAUUGGCUGGUUUUAGUGUCACGACAAAAAGGACUAGUAAAGAAAUCAGACACUGGGUUUGCAACCGUGAGGGGUUUCUGAAGCCAGGUCAAGAGAAUGAGGAGCCUAUGACAAAUAAGACAUCGAUGAGAAUUGGUUGCCCUGCUUAUGUGAAGGUGAAGGAGGACAAGAAGCGCAAUAUUUGGUAUUUUCAUCAUGUUCAGGAAGCACACAAUCACAAACUUGAACCCUCACCAAGGAUGGUGAGAUAUAUGCAUUCUCAUAAGCAGAGGGAGGCAGCGUUGGAUGACCUGUUUGCAAUCAUGUCAAAGAGUGGUGUGCCAACACAGGCAGCAAUGAAUGUAAUGUCAGAAUUAUUUGGAGGCCGUCAAAACUGGCCGUUCACAGAGAAAGAUGUCCAUAACAAGAAAGCUGAGCAAGCAAGGGAGGAGAGGGAUGGUGACAUGGAUAAAUUGUUCCAAUUUUUCAGGGAGUGCAAAGAACACAAUGAAUACUUUUACUGGGAUGUGGAUUUUGAACCAAAAACAAAUGUGCUUCGGAGCAUUUUUUGGUGUCAUGCAAGUCAGCGUGCAGAAUACAAGGAUUUUGGGGAUGUAGUCACAUUUGACACAACACACAAGACUAACAACAAGCAUAUGCCGUUGGCCAUGUUUGUGGGUUGCAGCAAUAAUUUGAAAAAUGUGUCCUUUGGCCAAGCACUUCUUCGAGAUGAAACAAUAGACACAUUCAGAUGGCUUUUUGAGACCUUUAAAAGUUGCAUGGGUGGUCAGCAACCUUUUGUGAUUCUUACAGAUGAAGAUGCAGCGAUGAAGGAAGCAAUAAGGAUUGUGUUUAACAAGACACAACACCGAAAUUGCCGAUGGCACAUAACCAGAACAUGGGAUUACGAACUCGAGGAGCUGUACAAAUUGCACAAUGAUAAUAAUCUAAAGGAGAAACUGCAGUCCCUGAUAAACUAUCCUCUGGGGCCCACACAAUUUGAGGUGGAGUGGAAUAAGCUGGUGGAUGAAUGUGGCAUAAGAGAACACCCUGCAAUUGUUGCAUUGUGGCAGAAAAGGAAGAGAUGGAUAGCAACAUAUUUCAAAGGCAUGUACUGUGGGCGAAUGACUUCCACCCAGAGAUCUGAGAGCCAAAACAGGGUUUUGAAAGAUGGUUAUGUUAACAAUGUGACAAGCCUGCAUAUAUUUGCAAAGAGGGUGCUUGACUCGAUUCAGCACACAGACCACAUGGAUGCUGGGGAGUCACACUACUCACAGACUGAAGUUGUCAGAGCCUGCAAAUCAAGAUUUGAUGAGCAACUCAGCAGGGUGUACACCAGGGCUGUGUACAAUGAAUACAAGAGGGAAUAUAUUAACAGCACAGCUUUUGUGAUAGAGCCUGAUCCGGGAGUGGAAUGCGGUUACUUGGUGAAACAUGAGAAAGGCGAUGGGACAUUUUGCUGGGCACAACACGCAUUCAAGGUGGUGGCUGACAAAGCAGCAGGCGUGUAUAAAUGCGAAUGCAUGCAGUGGGAGCAUACAGGUCUGUUCUGCAUGCACAUAAUAAAGGCAUUCACCCACCUCCAAGUCCAAAACAUACCUGAAAAGUACAUUCUGAAGCGAUAUACACGUAAUGCAAGAUCUGUGGUUCCGUGGGACCGGCACGAUGUGAGUGUUGGUGGUCAAAAUGAGACAGAGCAGUCAAGGUUGUCGAAGCUGCUUCCAAAGUUAAUGCGACUGGGAAGAGCGGGAAGCAAAUCUGAUAGAGCAUACACUGAAACUAUCAGGCACAUCGACAUGAUAACUCCCGGGAUUGAGCUUCUACGAACAGCGGAGAUUGGUCCGAUUGGUCCGGACGAAGCAACAAAUACUGAGUUGCAGCAAGAUGCAGAAGGACGACGGAAUAUUGGUCCCAUUGCACCAACACAACAAAGUUCUGACAACAAUAUAGAACCUGUUGUGAUGCCAACUGGACCUACACCACCACCGGAAUCGGGCCUGAAUCCAGAUUCUGCAAACUGCCUCACUGAUCUAAGAUUGACUGAACCGCCAGUGUCGCGCACGAAGGGUAGGAAGUCUGCCAGUGGGGCUAAAUGUGCUAAAAAUAGUGUGGAACCUGCUAAUCCAUACAACACAUAUAGUGGUGGUCAGGGUAUAAGAGAGUGCCAAACCUGCCAUGUUAGGGGGCACUAUAGCACAACAUGCCCUCAGAACCCAAACAGAAGCAGAGCGGCCGAGAACAAGGACAAAAAGAGAAGUGCGAAAACUGUAGGUUGGACUCCAAGAAAAAGAGGUCGCCCAACAAUAAAAAAAGGACUAGAUGGGAAUCAAGAUGAGGCACAGAGUGAGGGGGAUGAUACACAGCAAUCUGGGUGCACUAUGGCGGUGCAGGAGUCAGCAGCACACGCGGUGAUUGCAAGAAUUAGGAGGGCGACAACUUGCCAUGUUAAUUACCAGGACGAAAGUGAUUAAGGAUGACUAUGAAUCUGACUGAAUCUCCAAUGUAAUAUUUCAAUUUUAUCUUAUUUUAUAACUCUGUGUAAGUUAAACUCAAUAAUGACUGUGUGACUGUUCGUAAAACAGUGGACACACAUGACCAACCAAUUGCAACAUCGUAGUUGCGCUGAUUGCAACUGUAUGUAUACACUGAAUAAUACAUGAAUCUGUGUUAUCUGUUUA
Messenger RNA from Zea mays, 2985 nucleotides. RefSeq names its product protein FAR1-RELATED SEQUENCE 4-like. NCBI's taxonomy places the organism in Eukaryota, Viridiplantae, Streptophyta, Magnoliopsida, Poales, Poaceae. The transcript has 6 exons. Gene Ontology annotation, biological process: regulation of DNA-templated transcription. The coding region runs from base 1 to 2778 and encodes 925 amino acids. The record is from RefSeq and is a predicted model, not a curated record. Gene Ontology annotation, molecular function: zinc ion binding.